GCGGCGGCGGCAGGCGGGGAGAGAUGAUCGCGGAGUUGUUGAGCAGCGCCCUGGGGCUCGCCCUGUACCUCAACACCCUGGGCGCCGACUUCUGCUACGAUGACAGUCGAGCCAUCAAGACAAACCAGGACCUUUUGCCUGAGACGCCAUGGACCCAUAUCUUCUACAAUGACUUCUGGGGGACGCUGCUCACUCACAGUGGGAGCCACAAGUCAUACAGGCCUCUCUGCACCCUCUCCUUCCGCAUCAAUCACGCCGUCGGAGGAAUGGACCCCUGGGGCUACCACCUGGUGAACGUUCUGUUACAUGCUGCAGUCACAGGCCUUUUCACAAACUUUUCCAGGAUCCUGUUCGGGGAUGGAUACUGGACCUUGAUAGCUGGCCUGCUGUUUGCAUCUCAUCCCAUCCACACAGAAGCCGUAGCAGGGAUCGUAGGGAGGGCAGACAUCGGAGCCUGCCUCUUCUUUCUGCUUUCCCUGAUGUGCUACGUGAAGCACUGCUCUACCAGAGGUUCCUCACCCAUCACUUGGGGCUGGAUCUUGGGGGCAGGGCUGUGUGGAGGAUGCAGCAUGCUGUGGAAGGAGCAAGGAGUGACUGUUCUUGCCGUUUCAGCAGUGUACGAUAUCUUUGUAUUUCAUCGACUGAAAAUGCAUCAGAUCAUUCCUGCUUUGUACAAGAGAAAGAAUUUGACCCUCUUCUUAAGCAUUGGUUUAUUGACCUCCUGGGGAACUCUACUGUUGGGUGUCCGCUUAUACUGGAUGGGCAACAAGCCCCCAAGCUUUUCCAAUUCUGACAACCCAGCAGCUGACUCGGACAGUUUUCUCACACGUACUCUGACCUUCUUUUACCUGCCAACCAAGAACCUCUGGCUGUUGCUGUGCCCAGAUACCCUCAGCUUUGACUGGUCUAUGGAUGCUGUGCCUCUUCUGAAAGCAGUCAGCGACUGGAGGAAUCUACACACUGUGGUGUUCUAUGCCGGACUUCUCCUCCUUGCCAACUUCAGCUUGAAGGGCUCCAGCAGUGAGAGAGAAUGCAAUGGGAAAACUGUAAUGAAUGGCAAGCAGAAUGCUAAUGGCCAUAGCUGCCACUCAGAGAUGGAGUAUAAAACGCUGGUGGUGAAGUCAACCUUUGCAUCAAAAGAAGAGAAUGGUAUAAAAAAGCAUGAAAUGCAGAAACUGCAGCUUCCUUCAACUGAGAACAUUGUCAUUCUGUCUCUGUCUUUGUUAAUAGUGCCCUUUGUUCCUGCCACAAACCUAUUUUUCUAUGUUGGCUUUGUAAUAGCAGAGCGUGUGCUGUAUGUUCCUAGUAUGGGCUUCUGCCUGCUGGUUACAGUAGGUGUCAGGGCCCUUUAUGUCAAAGCCCAAAAGCGCUUUCUGAAGAACUUGGUUUUUUGUUCCACUGCUGCAUUAAUUUUUUUCUAUGGACUCAAGACUGUUGUCAGAAAUGGGGACUGGCAGAAUGAGGAGAUGCUUUAUAGGUCAGGGAUAAAAGUAAACCCUGCUAAAGCAUGGGGUAACCUUGGAAAUGUGCUCAAGAGCCAGAGCAAGAUUUCUGAAGCUGAGAGCGCCUAUAGAAAUGCCUUGUACUACCGCAGCAACAUGGCUGACAUGCUUUAUAAUUUAGGAUUACUACUUCAGGAAAACAGCAGGUUUUCGGAGGCAUUGCAUUACUACAAACUGGCAAUUGGUAGCAGACCCACACUAGCUUCUGCUUAUUUAAAUACUGGUAUCAUCCUGAUGAACCAAGGGAAGACAGAGGAAGCCAGGAGGACUUUCCUGAAAUGUUCAGAGAUCCCUGAUGAAAAUUUGAAAGAUCCUCAUGCUCAUAAAAGCUCUGUUACUAGCUGUCUUUAUAACUUAGGAAAACUUUACCAUGAACAAGGACACUAUGCGGAUGCCCUUAUGGUUUACAAAGAAGCAAUACAAAAAAUGCCAAGACAGUUUGCACCACAGAGUCUGUACAACAUGAUGGGAGAAGCCUACAUGAGAAUGAGCCGGCUGCCAGAAGCAGAGCACUGGUACGUGGAGUCGCUGCGAUCCAAGAGUGACCACAUCCCAGCCCACCUCACCUACGGAAAACUGCUGGCUCUGACGGGACGCAAAAGUGAAGCAGAAAAGUACUUUGUGAAGGCCAUUCAGCUGGAUCCUACCAAAGGAAACUGCUAUAUGCAUUACGGUCAAUUCCUCCUAGAAGAAUCCCGCCUGAUUGAAGCAGCUGAGAUGGCAAAAAAAGCAGCUGAACUUGACAAUACGGAAUUUGAUGUUGUUUUCAAUGCAGCCCAUAUGCUCAGACAAGCCAGUCUUAAUGGAGAAGCUGAAAAGUAUUAUGAAAUGGCAGCAGGAUUAAGACCUAAUUACCCAGCUGCCCUAAUGAAUCUUGGAGCCAUUCUUCAUCUAAAUGGUAAAUUGAAAGAGGCUGAAGAAAACUACCUCCUUGCUCUUCAACUUAAACCUGAUGAUGUCAUCACUCAGUCCAAUCUUCGCAAAUUGUGGAAUAUCAUGGAGAAACAAGGUUUAAAGACAUCUAAAACAUGAUGAUGAAAAACCUAAACUUUUUUUUCUUAAACUGAUUUAAACCACAAACUACAACUUCCACGCAGUUGCCCAAUCAGAGAACUCAUUGGACCUGACUGCAAAGAUCAGAUGUCUUAAUUGCUGCUAGGAGAAGCUAUUCUGCUUUUUUGGCAUAAGUUUUUUUGCUAGAUAAUGCAAAAAGAGAGACUUUAAGGUAUUAAUGAAGGACUUAUUACCCCACAAAAAUAUUUAGAACUGUAGCACUUGAGAGAAGGUGUUUUUGCAUAUUUGAUAAAUAAUUACAAAUCCCAUUUUGCUCAUCUUUCGGUGGGUACACAAAAUGUAAACUGUCAUAGAAAUAGUAAGGGAGAAUUGUACAGUGUACACUAAGCCAUAUGGGACUAAAAGUGGUAAUAGUAGGUUAAAGUAUUUUGCUGAUAUGGUAACUCAUUAAAAUGUAUACUAAAUCCAGUGUGUUUGCAGUUUGUCUUAAUGCUGCUGUAUCUCACUUUACAACCACUUGCUUACAAAUUUCACAGCUU
This is a messenger RNA of Calypte anna (Anna's hummingbird), 3055 nucleotides long. It is a transcript of the gene TMTC2, whose product is annotated as transmembrane O-mannosyltransferase targeting cadherins 2. Gene Ontology annotation, cellular component: endoplasmic reticulum membrane. NCBI's taxonomy places the organism in Eukaryota, Metazoa, Chordata, Aves, Apodiformes, Trochilidae. The transcript has 12 exons. Bases 24 to 2534 code for a protein of 836 amino acids. Gene Ontology annotation, molecular function: protein binding; mannosyltransferase activity. The record is from RefSeq and is a predicted model, not a curated record. Gene Ontology annotation, biological process: protein O-linked glycosylation via mannose.